Chaetomium globosum CBS 148.51 is the source of this 1185-nucleotide messenger RNA. RefSeq lists its product as uncharacterized. NCBI's taxonomy places the organism in Eukaryota, Fungi, Ascomycota, Sordariomycetes, Sordariales, Chaetomiaceae. The transcript has 7 exons. The coding region runs from base 1 to 1185 and encodes 394 amino acids. The record is from RefSeq and is a predicted model, not a curated record. Gene Ontology annotation, molecular function: ATP binding; calcium/calmodulin-dependent protein kinase activity. Gene Ontology annotation, biological process: protein phosphorylation; cellular response to oxidative stress.
AUGAGCUUCUCGAACAUGCUUAACCGCCUCCAUGGGCAACCGGAGAGCUACGACAAAAAGGCGAAGUACCGAUUUGGGCGCACCCUCGGCGCCGGCACGUAUGGAAUUGUCAGAGAGGCGGAGGGUCCCGAUGGCCGGGUCGCGAUCAAGAUCAUCCUGAAGAAAGUGGUCCGGGGCAAUGAGCGCAUGGUCCUAGACGAGUUGGACAUGCUCCAGCGCCUCCAGCACCCGCACAUUGUCAAGUUUGUAGACUGGUUCGAAUCAAGAGACAAAUACUACAUCGUCACAGAGCUCGCGACUGGUGGAGAGUUGUUCGACCGAAUUUGCCAGCAGGGCAAGUUUACUGAGAAGGACGGGUCCCAAACCAUCAAGCAGGUUCUGGAAGCGGUCAAUUACCUGCACCAGAACAAUGUUGUCCAUCGCGACCUCAAACCCGAGAACCUCCUCUACCUCACCAAAGACCCAGACUCGGACCUGGUUCUGGCCGACUUUGGCAUUGCGAAGACACUUGGCACUAAGGACGAGGUCCUGACAACCAUGGCGGGGUCGUUUGGGUACGCGGCGCCCGAGGUAAUGCUCAAGCAGGGCCACGGCAAACCCGUCGACAUGUGGUCGCUGGGCAUCAUCACCUACACCCUGCUCUGCGGCUACCCCCCCUUCCGCUCCGAAAACCUCCAGGAUCUCAUCGAAGAGUGCAGUGCCUGCCGCGUCGUAUUUCACGAGCGGUAUUGGAAGGACGUCAGCGACGAUGCCAAGGACUUUAUCAUGGGGUUGUUGCGAUCGAAACCGGAGGAGCGUUGGUCGAGCGACCGCGCCCUCGCUCACCCGUGGCUGAGCGGCCACAGCGCCUCCGACCACAACUUGCUGCCCGAGAUCCGCGCUUACCUUACGCGCGCGCGGCUGCGGCGCGGCAUCGAGAUGGUCAAGCUCGCCAACCGCAUCGAGGCUCUCAAGAUCCAGGAAGACGACCCGGAGAACUCGGAUAUGCCCAAAGACGCCACUGGUUCUGCUGCCGUUCCCGGUGCGCCCACCGGCGACUCGAGCAGCGGCGAAGGCGGCAAACGUACGCUAUCCAAGACCAUCAAAGGCGCCAUCUUCCGCGAGGUGGUCCUCGCCAAGGUGCGCGAGAUGAAGGAGCAGGAGGAGACGCUCAAGGUGACGGAGGAGGCCUCGAAGACAGCCUAA